AUGUCUCCGCACGCGAAAAAACUGAGAUACUUCAAGAGUCACCCUUUCCCUGAAGACUGGAGUCUCUCCGAGUACCUGAACUACCGCCAUCGCCCUGCUCCCGCGCCUCGUCGACUACUCGACGGAUGGAAGAAAUCUCUUCUUCUCAUCGCCAACUGUACAACACCCUCGUGUUGUUCCCUUGAGCAACGCGAACGGGCCCAGGACCUCCUUAGGCGAUACGAGGAAAAGGGAAAGGGGUCAGACCGACAGUAUGGGAAGUCCUGGCUGGCACAGAAGACUUCAAAAGCCGCUACAACUCCUCCCCCGAUUAAUAUAGGAGUGAUGUAUCAGGGGUCGUCGGUUACGGGUUGCCAGACAACCAUAAACCAAGAACCACCGCCACAAACCACUAACAAGCCCAGUGGAGACACUACGAGCGUAUAUAGUGAUAACGAUUUAGAUACCAUAAAUGAUUCAGAUUUAGAAUAUAAGGACAGUGAAUCUGAAGAAGAUGAAGGGGAGGGGACUCCAACUCCAUCAGGAGGCCUAAGCGAGGAUCUUUCUCCGGCGCAAAUCGCCUUUGUGGAUAGGUACAAAGGGAUGGACAGGGCGUCGCAAUGGGUACUUAGGAGUGGGCGCACUGUCGAAAGUAUCAUCUAUAAAGCAUGCCUAGCCCUAGAUGCCGACUCCUUUGCGAACUCGCUCCUACAAUCCUUUGUAAUUGAUACAUCCAAUGAAGAUACAAGAAAGCUAUUUACAGAUCCAGAGUGGGAAGAAAUACAAAGCCUUAUAUUACCAUUGCCCAAAAGCGACCGCGUGUUAUUAGAUUCGUUGAAAAGAUUCUUUAAAGUUAAAUCUACAAGUGAUCUCCGGGAUAUACUCAGGAAAACAGACUAUCUACCAGAAGGCGUAGCAUUCGAUCAGGAUAUCCAUUUCAACUCCGAGUGGGCAGACGUAGUGAUUCGUAUGAUGCUCAUACAAUUCGAGGCACCGGGGGAACCUCUCCGUGCAAGCCAUUUAGAGGACUGGUACUCUUCUUACCUCUGGUCUCCCAUUUUUGACCAUUGCUUGCUCGAUCUUCCGGGCAUGACGGUUGAGCGUAAAGAGUCCACCUGUCGAGCAACCGGAAUCCGGAAAAACCGCCUCCGCACAAAAAUUGGACGCGGAAACAGGCUCAAGAUAGGUCGCCGUCUGGACGCAAUCAUCAGAACCGUCGAAGAUGAUCCUUAUGAGUAUGGCGCCAUGGAAGUGGCUCGAACUUUCAAUGGCGUCACGUCAUCGAAAUGGCUCGGUGACUUUUUCAAGCUCGCAAAGGCUCUCAGGGAUAUGUUGUUUCGUUUACAUGAGCUGAUUGACCAUGACGAGGCCGUAGUAAAGAAGUUGCAAGUUGUUGGUGUCUUCAAUGCAGGCCUCUCGUUCCAGCUCAUUCGCAUGAGUCACCCGAAGGGGUUCGUAUGUCUCCUAAAUGCAGAAAAGAUGCAGCAAGUCCCGAACAGCGUUCAGGAGCUGGUCAAGCUUUUUAAAGUUCUGAUGAAUGUUGCGUUAAUGAAGCAAAUCAUCAAGGACUGCAGAGCAGCAGUGGACGAGUAUCAUAAUAAGACCGAGGAGGAUGUUUAUAAUGAACUGUUGGGAGAGACCGAGAGCAGCAAAAUGAAACUUGGAUGGGCAGCAGACACACCAUGA
This is a messenger RNA of Morchella importuna, 1665 nucleotides long. RefSeq lists its product as uncharacterized. The transcript is spliced from 7 exons. Lineage: Eukaryota; Fungi; Ascomycota; Pezizomycetes; Pezizales; Morchellaceae. Bases 1 to 1665 code for a protein of 554 amino acids. The record is from RefSeq and is a predicted model, not a curated record.